AUGCCCUCCUUCGACACCCGUAACCUCGUCCCCGGCCUCCCGCAGGUCGUGGCGGUCAAGCGUGUCUCUAGCAGACAAUGCGACGCGCUAGAAAUGCUGCUCGGCCUUGGCAAGGGUGCACAGGCGAAGGCACUGGGGGUGUCGUUGCGGCUCACCAAGAAGGGCGCUAUCGACGCUAUCGCACUCGCAAACCAGGAUCUUGUUGUCCAGAUCACUGUCGAGAGUGAUUUAACUCCUAGUGCCACCCAGAACUAUGCUCAGCAUGGGCUGGCGCGUGUAUUCAACCACCCAAACCACCUGCUGACUGGGAUUGGCAUGAUGCCGAUCUUGUUGCUUGUCUAUCGCCAGUUCGGCUUCCAUUGUCAGGGCGUCGACCUUCGUUCACUACAGCCUCGCAUUAAUGGAAAAAACGACCUGCCCCCACCGGGUACCAUGGCUUGUAGCCUCCUCUCCCCCAAGUCACGUCCAUUCCCCAUCAACGCGCUUUGGUACAACCAAACCAACAAAGACCUGUGUCUUCGAGCAUGGAUUUCUGCGCGGUUGGCCUCGAAGCUCAAGAACGUGCAUGGCGUCUCUAGACUUAGAACCGAACUGCUCAAGGCCUCGCACCUUGCAUGCCUGUCGGUUCAGGUCAUGAACGUGGAGCUCCUAGAGCUCGCAAAGCCUACCCAUGUUGAUAACGACUUCGACGAUGUCGUAAUAAACAAGAAGGGGGAAGCAGUUGCGCACUGCUCACGCUUCAAGACUCGCAUCCGGCCGAGCAUGCAGACCUUUGUGAAGAUCAAUGGCGACGAGGCGCGGGCACGCCCUGUCGGUGCGCAUGGUAAGGAUUCCUCGCUCAAGAUCGUGGCUGGGGCAUUCAAGGGUAAGAUCAAGACGCUUCGGGUCGUCGGCCGCGAGGAGCCCACUGUGGCGGAGCGGGAGCGCGAUGCGUACAUAAUGCGACUCCUUCAGGGCGUAGACGACCUAAGUCGUUCGCCGUUCAUUCGCCAUCUGUGGUUCCCUGAGGGAAAGUUCCCUUCGAAGACCAAACUACGCCCAACUGCGCACCCUGAGUUCUCGUCGCUCAACACUUCGCAGCGUACCGUUGCUGCAGCGAUGAUUGACGACAGCCAGCCAAUCUUGCCCAUCCAAGGCCCUCCAGGCACGGGAAAGACGACGACGAUCGCAGCUGCCCUCCAGUACUGGCAAAGAAUGAGACAGACGGUCUGGGUAGUGGCACAAUCUAACGUCGGCGUGAAGAACAUCGCACGGAGCAUCAUCAAGCGCGGGAUCAAAUUCAAGCUCAUCGUGUCGCAGGAGUUCUAUCAUGAAUGGCGAGUCGCUGCGCCACCUCAACGUGAAAAAUCACUGAGCGCGACCUGUAUUUAUAGGCACGAGCACCUGUAUAUUGGCGACUUGGAAGACACAUUGGUCUUCUCCAACGAACUCUCCGGCUCAGACUUUAACCCGAAGACGAGGAUAGGCAGUUCUCCCGUCAUUCUGUGUACACUCGCUAUGCUCUCCAAUCCCGCUCUGACGAACAACGAGCGGCUCGUGGUCGACGAAGCGUCCCAGAUCGACACGUUCGAGUUUAUGCGUCGCAAGGGUGCUCAUCCUAGCACAAUACAGCAUCUGUUCCAUGCGUUUACCAAAUUGCGGAAGAUGUGCUUAUUCGGUGACCCGAAGCAGCUGCCCCCGUACGGCAAGGAGACCGCCCCCAUGAUGAAGACGAUAUACGACUUCCCUCAUCUGAAGAACGUUACGUACUUCUUGGACACUCAAUAUCGCAUGCCUAUGGAAUUGGGUCAAUUCAUCUCUGAGGCCAUGUACCGCUCGAAGCUCAACUCCGUGCACCAAAUUGUGGGCACCGCGUGUAUCCGGGCCAUCAACGUCCGCAAAGGAGAAGAAGAGAAGGUUGGGUCGACAUGGAAGGUCAGAAUACCAUCCUCCCGUGCCGAUCCGUAUUCCGUAACGGUCCGCUUCACGCUUGCUCAAUCGCUUGUUGUAUAG
Molecule: messenger RNA, 1992 nt
Organism: Trametes versicolor FP-101664 SS1
Lineage: Eukaryota; Fungi; Basidiomycota; Agaricomycetes; Polyporales; Polyporaceae
Exons: 8
Coding region: 1-1992 (663 amino acids)
Molecular function (GO): 5'-3' DNA helicase activity
Source: RefSeq, a predicted model, not a curated record